GUCUCUCAGGCGUCGUUUCUUCUUAUGAAUAUUGUUUCGUUUACGAGCCGAUGACCUGGACCGAUCUCAGAGGUACUGCAGGAGGACCAACUCAGACCUGGCUACCAUAGCAACCAUGGAGGAUGUGGACAAGCUGAACAAGAUGGCGGUCAUGAACAACAUGGUCUACACUUCUUUCAGCUACGUAUGAAAUAAAACAUCAGAGGCUUUCACUUCCUCUGGAGUCACAGCAGAAACAGGAAAACAGAUCCUGGAGAAAAUAUGUUUCAGUCAUGAUGAGAUACAGACAGGAGCCACAAACCAGGGAGCCAGAGCAGAACAAAAACCAUCAAACCAGGAAAAGUCCAGCAGAGAAGAAACAGAAAAUAACAGAGAAAAGAAAAGGAAACAUUUACAAAAGUGAGAGGGACAGGAAAUAAAUCUAUGUAAUAAUAACUAGAGCCAAUUCAACGAGAGCAACAAAGACUAAGAAAGAAACACAAUAAGAACUGAACUGAAGUAAAACUAGACUGGUCUAGUCAAAGAACACAGAAAAUCAAAGUAGAAUGAAACGAUCAAAACACCAAAAACAUUUCAACAUGAUCACCAAGAGAGAAAGAAAGAAAUGAAAACAGAUGAUUCUCAGGAGUUUUGAUUUUUAUUCAUAAAAUCACAAAGAAAACAAAGAACCGGUUCUCUCUGCGUGAAUCAGAACGUUCCUGUGGUUUCAGAGAGCCUGGAUCGGACUGUAUGAUGACGUAGACAGCUGGCGCUGGUCCAUGUCGGACUCUGGGUUCUACAGAACCGGAGAGGAUUCGUUCAGGAAGUGGCAGAGCACCGAGCGCUGCGGGAUGGUGACCGCGGGGGGCCUGUGGCCCGUCUGCGCCAACAUCACCGGGUCCAGUGUGAGUUUGGUUCUGGUCCGGUCUGGGAUGAACUGGACGGAGGCCCAGAGCUUCUGCAGGAAGCAGCACUCGGACUUGGCCAGCAUCAGGAACGAGUCCGAAAACCAGCAGGUCCAGCAGCUGGUGCCGGCAGGAACCAAAGUCUGGGCCGGACUGUACCGAGACGGCUGGAAGUGGUCGGCCGGGAGCCGCUCAUCCUUCAGCUACCGGAGGAGAACCGAGCCCAACAACAAGGAGAAGAAGUGUGUGUUGGCCACGUUUGACGCUCUGGGGAAGUGGGAGGACUGGCGGUGUGACGUAAAGAAAACCUUCAUCUGCUCCUCCAGUGAGUCUUCCUCAGCCUCUCUGUCGCUCUCCGAGGGCGGCGCUGCGUUAGGAGGAGGAGAGGCAACGCAACAAGAUUUGGUGGAAUAAGUUUUAUUGGUGCUGCAGGUCAUCAAUACACCGACACUCAUUUCUCUGCACAGCAGCUGGAUUUAUGUUUUGGCCACUUCCACCCACCAGGUGACAGACAACAAUAAAUUAUUUACAAACCCAACACAAAAUAAAUGGUACAAAUAAAUAUUUACAUGCUUGCAAAUUAGAAACAACUAGUCCUAAAGUCAAUCAAGAAAUUAAAUCAAACUUAAUAAAACUUCAGAGCUUCAUCCUGCUAAGGAGACACAGCAGGAAGGUGAAACCCAGUUAACACAACACACAAACUGAAAUAAAGAAAUGAAACAAAAAGUAUCUGUUCUAUAAAUAAAUAUCAAUUAAUAAUGAUGGAGCCCCUGGUCUUCAUCACACUCUUCCUCCUGGUCCCUCUGCCUGUCGCUCAUGAACCGUUUUGCUGUCACAGCUGCUGUUUUUCAGAAAGUCGUGUCUGUGAAGCUGGAGAAAACCUCCGGCCUGGAUCUGAACUCUGCAGCAGUGAUGGAAGAGCUGCUGACUCAGGUACAUGGAGGUUAAGUCUCAUAAACGGUCAGGACAUUCUGACAGCUUCAACAUUCAGUUACGUUCUGCAGCUUUAAACAUGUUUGUUUUCAUGACUCUGAUUUUGCAGCUUCAUGCUGAAUAGAAACGCAGCGGAUGGAUCCAGUCACAGGUUUUCCUCCUGCAGAGAGAACCUGAAUAUUAAUCUGCAUAAAUGUGAUCAUUCUUCCUCUUCCAGCUGCUGCUGAAGCUGAAACAGGAAGGACUGGAUGCAGACGUGCAGCUGAGCUGGAGGAAACAGUCGGACGGAAACGUUUUCCACAAACUGAAGGAGAAAAACCCGACGUCCGUCUGAGAGGAUCUGCUGCUUUCAGGUUCAUAAGUCUGAUUGUAAAAUGUUCCGGCCUUCAGCAGUUCUAUUUAUUAUGUUCCUUUAGAGUGAAUGAAACGUUCAUUCAGGCAUUAAAACAGAUGUAUUUAGUUCCAGAUGUUGGUUUUUGUAUUUAUGAUUAAUUUUACUCCUAAUGUUUGAAAAGCAAUAAAAACAAUAAAGUUCAAAACGUGUCUGUCAGUGAGAGAAACGAUGAAGAUUCAAAGAUCGAAGAAACACAAGAAUCCAAAAUCCAGGCAGCACAGAAUGAGUGGAAUAGCAACAGGUGGGGGAGGGGCACUUUGACUGUGAGUAACAGUUAAAAUGGUUCAGGUUAAACUGCUAAAAUGCACCAUGAGAGCAGGGAAUUAUGGGUAAUCCUCAGAGCCAUGAGGGUCACUGACAGCUGACCCUCUGCUUGGGAAAAAGAAACAUUAUUUAUACAUUUUAUAAAAUGGUUUUUGUUUUUGUAUAUUAUUGAAAUAUGUUUAAUCUGGAUCACACUCUUCUGCUUUAACGUCGUUUUGAUUGGAAAUGUUCAGUUCUGGAGACAAAAUGGUGGGAUUUCCCAGCAGUAACGUCCACAGACUCAAGUUAAAACCAUUAAAACAACUGGUGCCAGUUUCAGCCACCAGAACCACAGAGGUCACACUUGUUCUCUGACACGACGGCGCCUGUCGGUCAGUUCAGUGGCUGACCGAAGCCAUUUGUCCCAAAGUAAACAGUAAACAUCCUGACCUGGAGGACG
Messenger RNA from Gambusia affinis (western mosquitofish), 2914 nucleotides. Its product is annotated as L-selectin-like. The transcript has 2 exons. NCBI's taxonomy places the organism in Eukaryota, Metazoa, Chordata, Actinopteri, Cyprinodontiformes, Poeciliidae. The record is from RefSeq and is a predicted model, not a curated record. The coding region runs from base 759 to 1298 and encodes 179 amino acids.